CGCAGUACAAUGAGUUUAUAACUAAUGGGGAAUGGAUUGAAGAAGGGCUGGGGUCCUAACAGAUACAAUACCUAGGACAGAUGAGAGCUUUUCUGUCACAGGAUAUUCCUCUCGUCUUUUUCUGGAGGAAAUCUACAGCAGCCAGUCAGAUAGAAACAAAGAAAGAGGUUAAUUGGUGAAAAAUGCCGGAGGAGGAAGAACGAGAGAAAUUAGCCGAAGUCAUCAGACAGUGGAACAACAACAGAUUGGAUUUGUUUGAAAUAAGCCAACCUGAUGAGAACUUGGAGUUUCAUGGUGUGAUGCGCUUCUACUUUGAGGACCAUGUUGGAGGAAAUGUGGCCACAAAGUGCCUGCAUGUUUGCAGCAACUCUUCAACUCAAGAGGUUAUCGAAACUCUUUCCGAGAAAUUCAGACCCGAUAUGAAAAUGCUGACCACUAGUUAUUCCCUAUAUGAGAUCCAUGGCAAUAAAGAACGUAAACUGGAUCUGGAUGAGAGACCUGUGGUUGUACAAUUAAAGUGGAACACAGACAACAGAGAAGGUCGUUUUGUGCUCAAGAAAGACAAGGAGAGCGUGAAGGGAAACAGUCACGAGAAAGAAAAAGGAGGUGUGAUACAAAGCUUCAAGAGGACACUGUCAAGAAAAGAUAAGAAGAAAGAGAAUGACCAAACUAAAGCAACGGACAAAGUUUCAGAGAAUGAAAAUGGGUCAACUGAAAAGCUACUGAACAACAACAGCAUUUGUGUGUCUAACCAUGAGACAGAAAAACAACAGAGGCAGGCUGCCCCGGGAGUAAAACACACAGGAAGUCUGUAUCCUGACUUUUCAGAUCAACCUGGAUUACCAAUUGGAAUUAAAUUCAGUGAUAACUCUGAGGAAGCCCUCCUGUCUGCAGUCAUAAAUUACACCAACAGCUCCACAGUUCAUUUCAAGCUCUCACCUGCAUACAUCCUCUAUGCUGUGGGACGCUUUGCUCUGCAACGCCAUUACAGGCGAGGCUCUCCACCCUCGGGGCAGACGCACAUUGUAACCUCAAUUGCAAACAAAAUGGUGGCCAUGACAGGGAAGGUCAUCCAGAGGCAGCAGGCCAUCGCUGGGGCUCUCGCCUUCUGGAUGGCCAACUCCUCUGAGCUGCUAAACUUCCUCAAGCAUGACAAAGACCUCAGCUCGCUCACACGGCAAAGUCAGCUGGAUCUGUCCCGCCUGGUACACAAAGCUUACAGUUGUCUGCUACAGUGUCUACAGAAUGAGUUAAGGAAGUACUUGCCAACGUUUCUGAUUGAUCCGGAGCAACAUGGCCCACUGCCCGCUGGUAUAGAGAUGGUGCUGAACACCUUGAUGAACACCAUGUCUCUUUUACGCCGCUGUCGGGCCAACCCUGCCUUCACCAUCCAGCUCUUCUCCCAACUCUUCCAUUUCAUCAGUGUCUGGCUCUUCAACCAGCUGAUGAGGCCAGAGGCCGACACCCCAGGCCUACGCUCCCACUACUGGGGAGCAGCUCUCCGCCAGAGGCUCACGGCCAUGGAAGCCUGGGCGGAGAGGCAGGGCCUGGAGCUGGCUGCUGACUGCCACCUCGGACACAUUAUCCAGGCAACGAUGCUUCUGACCAUGAAUAAAUACUCAAAGCAAGACGCGAAGGACAUCCAGAAAACGUGUUUCAAGUUGAACUCACUGCAGUUGCAGACGUUGCUAACAGGCUACCUCUAUGCAACCAAUGAGCCUCACAUACCCCCUGAUUUGAUUGAUGCUGUAGUGAUGGCUGCGGAGGCCUCGGCAGAUAACCUAAUUCGGAGUGAAGGACGGGACAUCCAGCUGGAGGAGAGCCUUGACCUCCACCUGCCCUUCCUGCUGCCGGAGGGAGGAUACUCCUGUGACACUGUGAGAGGAAUCCCUCCAGGGUUUAGGGAAUUUUUAGAGCCAAUUUGCCAAAAAGGUCUCUGCUCUUUAACAUCCCAGCCGAACUCCAAAUGUGACUGGACAGUGUACUUCAGCAAACCUUCCUCUACUUCCUCAGCAGAGCAAGGACCAAACACAUAUUUGACAGUACACAGAGAGCCAGAUAUUGUGACGAUCACACUGAACAAACCUCUGAACAGCGGGAUGGGGGUCAGCAUUGUGGCUGCCAAGGGAGCAGGGCAAGAAAACCUCGGAAUUUAUAUCAAAUCUAUUGUUAAGGGUGGGCCGGCUGAAAGGAAUGGCAGGCUAACAGCUGGGGAUCAGCUGCUGAGUGUGGAUGGUCAAAGCCUGGUCGGCUUCAGCCAAGAAAGGGCAGCAGCUAUCAUGAUGCAAACUGGCCCCGUUGUGACCUUACAGGUUGCAAAGUUUGGAGCGAGCUACCAUGGCCUGGGGGCUCUGCUGAGCGAACCACCCUCAAAAAGGACUGCAGGUGAUAAAAUCCAUGCUAAGCCAAACGGUAACGCAGCCAUGCUGUACUGCGUUGUGGAUCCUGGUCCCUCACAACAGCUCCAUGGAAGCAGCAGGAGAAAGAAAGACCAGAUAAUGCAGAGAAACAGGCAGCUUUAUCGCUCCAACCCCAACAUGAUCACAGAUUUUUCCCCUGAGGAUGUGGAUGAACCUGUUGACCCUGUUCUGAGAAGGAACAACAUCGCGGCUGUCUCAAGUAUCAGUCUUUGCGCUGAUACAUUUCAUAGGCAAUACUUGACACUUCCGACUCCUAAAUCCCAGGACAAAAGCCCAUCUGAAUCUAGUCCACAGCAAACAUUCAAAGUGUCUUUGAGGCCUUUAGAUGGACAGAGGGCCUUCAUGCGUCAAGCCCUGUCGCAGGAGAAUUUGUGUGUGGACAGUGGAGGCCCCCUGCUGGACAAAAGGCAGACUUUGUGGCAGCAGAAGGACCAGCGUGCCAAGCAAACCAUGAGCCACUAUUCAUCUUUCCCAAUUCGCUCAAGUGUUUCUACUCAUGACAUCUUCUCAGAUUAUUGUUCUCCUACAGACAGACAGCAGGGCAGCUGUACAAGUGGCGCUGGUGUCUGGAGAACUCCUUUUUCACAACAUCCAACACCUACGCCUUCCAUCCAGCCAAUACGUAUAGACAUCCCUGUAACCAGGGCAGUGAACACACAGACACAUGCUCCGCUCACCACCUUCCAGAGCUCCUCUUUGUUGGCAGUGAAAAUGAGCCAAACCCUUAAAGUAAAUGGAAGUCCUCAAAACCAAGCAAAUCAGAUUUAUGCGUGUCCCAUUCCUCCAACCAAGAAGCUACCUCAGCCCUCACUUCUACCACAGCAGCAAAGAUCCACCACACACAGGGAUCAAGCAGCAAAACCCCAAGUGAGCAUCACUCCAACAAAACACGUCUCCUUCCAAGAACCUCCCACUCAGCAGAAGCAGGGUGCAGGUCCUAUAAGGGUCCAAAAAGACCCUCAGGAGCUGUCUGAUCCGAGGAGGGAGGUGCUGGAGAAGCAGCAGAAGCUUCAUGUAGUGGAGCUCCUGGAGCAGGAGGUGCAGGAGCUCCAGGCUAAAGCGAAGCGCACAGCAGAGGAAAACAACCGGCUCCGAAAGCUCAGCCUGGAGUGGCAGUUUCAGAAGAGGCUGCAGGAGAUUCAGCAGAGAGGAGAGGAUGAGGAGGAAGAUGAGGAUUUGGACAUGAUGGUGACGAUACAACAGCUAGAGAUGAGAACACAGAACAAGAGAAGCUCUGCUGGGAACAUCACUGAUUACACAGAGUUGGAAAAGCAGACAGGUACUCAUUCCUCCCAAAAGGAAGUCAAGGCAAACACAGGUAAUUGUUUGUUAAUACAAAACCAAGAGGAAAAAAUCAACGGAGUGCGGGCUCCUGAAAAGCUCACAUUUAAGGAGCGCCAGCGUCUCUUUUCAUUGGCUUCCAGUGCAUGAAUGAAGGUUGAA
This is a messenger RNA of Micropterus salmoides (largemouth bass), 3863 nucleotides long. RefSeq names its product afadin-like. NCBI's taxonomy places the organism in Eukaryota, Metazoa, Chordata, Actinopteri, Centrarchiformes, Centrarchidae. The record is from RefSeq and is a predicted model, not a curated record. The transcript is spliced from 23 exons. Gene Ontology annotation, cellular component: adherens junction. Gene Ontology annotation, molecular function: cell adhesion molecule binding. Gene Ontology annotation, biological process: signal transduction; regulation of protein localization. Bases 183 to 3851 code for a protein of 1222 amino acids.